AUGUUAAAACGUACACUUUUCGCUACUUUUGUAGCCUUUUCUCUACUAGCGUUAUGUCUCAACGCAGCUCCCGAUUCAUUUGUCGAUUUAAAGGCCCAACUUGGCAGCGAUGUUAUAUUCGUUCAAAAGAAUGAAACUGCAAUCAUGGCUGCUGGAAAAUUUACGAUAGGCAUCAAAGAAAAUAAACCCGAAAAUUACUUUCUCCAAUUUGGGGAUCGUUUAAAAGUAAACUUUAAGCAAGCAGAUAUCCAAAUUAAG
Messenger RNA from Acaulospora colombiana, 258 nucleotides. NCBI's taxonomy places the organism in Eukaryota, Fungi, Glomeromycota, Glomeromycetes, Diversisporales, Acaulosporaceae. The record is from the annotation of a GenBank genome assembly.